ACGUCACCAAGCUGCAUCGCCCGCGUCACACGGCAGCAACCCAACCCGCAGCUGUGUUCGGGGCGACGAACAAUACCCCGAGUAUCCGCUGCAUCGCCGCGGCCUUCCCUCUUCCUCCCCCCAGUCCUCUCCAUGAGCAGCAUGUAAACAAUGCAGACAUAGGCGAGCGGCAGGGGAACUCGGCACACCGCGGGGGCCACCAUGGAUUUCCAGCAGCUGGCGGACGUGGCAGAUAAAUGGUGCUCCAACACCCCCUUCGACCUCAUCGCCACCGAGGAGACCGAGCGGAGGAUGGAUUUCUACGCCGAUCCCGGGGUCUCCUUCUACGUGCUGUGCCCGGACAACGGCUGCGGGGAGAAUUUUCAUGUGUGGAGUGAAAGUGAAGACUGCUUGCCUUUCCUGCAGCUAGCUCAGGAUUACAUUUCCUCCUGUGGGAAGAAGACGCUUCAUGAAAUACUGGAGAAAGUCUUCAAGUCAUUCAGACCACUACUCGGUCUCCCAGACGUGGAUGAUGACACGUUUGAAGAAUAUAAUGCGGAUGUGGAAGAGGAUGAACCCGAGGCAGAUCACCAGCAGAUGGGGGUCAGCCAGCAGUAGAAUAUCUAGGAUAUUCCUUAUACAGAAAAAGAAAACAAACCCAACAUAUUGUAAUAGUAAACAUAUAUGACAAAAGUGCAGAAACCACUCAGUGAGCAGGGCAUCUGGCUUGCCAACAGCAGCGUUUCCAUGGGAGUUCUGUUGCUUUCCAUCACUAUUGAUCCUAUAGUAUCUUUUAAGGCUGUUGAGCUCAUUUUGAACAGCUCUACAAUGUGAUGAUUUUUAAGUGCUGGUUACUGAAUACAUGACAGUGGGUGUGUAAUUAUGUAAAUGUUGCCUAUCUAUGGGAUUGUUAUUGGUUCUAACUACAGGAAGAAGUUCAGCCAGAAUAUUGUUUGGUGAAAAUAAUUUACCCUCAGUGCGAAGUAAAUUGUUAGUAACAUAAAUCUACAAAAUUCUAUUUACAUUCAUUAUGUUCGUUUUCUCAGUUCUACAAAGUAUCAACAAUUCUAGUGCCAACACUGGUUUGCACACCCAUUUUAAAGUCUAAAUUUAAACAUGUUUAACGGCGAAGAAAUACUACAUAUAUUGGGUACUCUAUAUUGCCCCUAACUAGAGUGUAACCUGGGAUUUCUGCUAUAGUGUGUACCUGUGAUCUGGGGCCUAUGGGUAAAGGUUAAACAGUCUAUUAGAAUAACAAGUUUAUACUCUUGGUGAAGUAAACCCUCUUGCUAACCCUUAAGCGGACACGGUGUCUCUUUACUAAUCUGCCACUAAUUACUGUGGUCACAGAUCAUCAGUCCCACCAAAUAUGUUUGCAUUCAAAAACUGAAUUCUAUAGUUCAUUCAUUUGUUUUGUGGGGACAGAAUAGACAACAUAUAUGAAGAUGGCAACACAGCCCUGGAAAUUUGCAGUGCGUUAUACAUAAUACACGUUAGCAUGCUAGUAAUAGAUAAAUCCUGUCUUGUUCUGGUUUCUGUAUUCAGCUGUAAGCAAAUCAUACAAUCACGCUGUUGGGUAAAUAAUAAUAAUGUGGAUGCUGAUGACCUUCAUGGAUUUAUGAAAUAAUAAAAAAAAAAAAAGCCAGGUAGUGAGAUUAUAAUUGGCCCCCAAUUUAUGGUGAGUAGGGUCCCGUCUUAAACUGCAGACAGUAGGGUAGAGUCAUUGCCAGUCGUUCAACCCUUUACAGCUGGGGAAGUUGACUCCUUUUGGUUUUCUCACACAUUUCAUGAUCAGACAGGUUAGGAUAGGUCACUGCUAUACUUUUUGAAUCUUGAUCAUGUUUAUAGUCUGCUCUUGUGAGUAACAGCCCUCCCCUCCAUGUACUUGCUACUAUUGGGGCAGUACAGUAGCCUCAGUGCACCUAAACUGUAUCAUAAGAGAUAUGUUAUGAACAAGCUAUCGAAGUGUAAAAAACUCCUUCUGUUGUAUGUACCAGUGCUUUUCUGAUAACAGCCCAUGGUUACACAACAAACGCCUGUAUAUGUAAGAUGCUGGUGCCCUAUAAUGGGCUGCCUAAUUUGCACUGUUUUGGGUAAACUGGAAUUCACUACACGGAGCAGGAAAUGUAUACCUUUAUAUAUUUAGCAGAAAUGCUUAUUAACCACUCAUCGUAUUGUAUCAGAACACUUUCUGUGACAAGGACUUUGUAACAGCAAUGUCCGAGUUUGCCAUAUUAAUAGAGCAUGCAUAGGUAUCUUGCAUCCCAGACUCCUGUUGCUUUAUUGCUAGCGGGGCUGACGAUACAUAAUUUCCACCUCUGCAGCGAAGGUGGGGUGGGGGGGUCAGCCCAAUACUGCAUGUAAUCCAUUUGCAACUUUCCUGGAUUAUUGAUCUUUUUUUAUAUGCUCAUAUAUUUGACACACUGGGUAGAUUUUGCACUGCAACAUCAAAACAGGUAUUUAUCAGAUUUUUGUGUUGCAUUUUUAAUCAUGAAAAAAAAAAAAAUAGCCUAAAAUGG
Messenger RNA from Rana temporaria (common frog), 2498 nucleotides. It is a transcript of the gene MTURN, whose product is annotated as maturin, neural progenitor differentiation regulator homolog. The transcript is spliced from 3 exons. The record is from RefSeq and is a predicted model, not a curated record. Gene Ontology annotation, biological process: regulation of signaling; positive regulation of megakaryocyte differentiation. NCBI's taxonomy places the organism in Eukaryota, Metazoa, Chordata, Amphibia, Anura, Ranidae. Bases 202 to 597 code for a protein of 131 amino acids. Gene Ontology annotation, cellular component: cytoplasm.